AUGUCUCUACAGGUUUUGACUUUGGCAAGCCUUUGCAGGGAUGGUGGUGGAGGGAUGUAUGGUCUGAGGCAGAAGAAAGCAGAAGCAAAAAUUGCAGCGUUGAUGGGUUUUUGCUGGAUGGUGAAGUCACCCCCUAAAUCCUGGAUCGAAGAAGUCUUCAGUAAAAGAGAAUGUGCACACAUUAUUUCCAGCUCAAAAGAUCCACACAGAUGUCCUGCAGGAUGCCAGGUGUGCCAUAAUUUAAUCAGGUGUUGCUGUGGACGGCUGAUUGGAGAACACCCAGGACUAGAAUGCAGCCGGCCUGUUUAUCAGGCUGGUUCACAGAGCAAUGGUGGAGAAUGGUCAGUGCAAAACCACACAAAGAUGAGUCCAACAGAUGCAUUUGGUACAAUCAAUUUUCAAGAUGGAGACCACACUUACCAUGCCAAGUAUAUCAGACUUUCUUAUGAUAGCAAUUUGGAUCAGCUGUUGCACCUGAUGGUUAAAGAGUGGCAGAUGGAAUUGCCGAAGUUAGUGAUCUCUGUUCAUGGAGGCAUUCGAAAUUUCAAGCUUCCCUCAAAGGUCAAGCAGGUUUUCAGCAAAGGCCUGGUGAAGGCAGCUGAGUCUACAGGAGCAUGGAUCAUUACAGAAGGCAUCAACAGCGGAGUGUCCAGGCAUGUGGGGGAUGCACUGAAAGGCCGUGCCUCACCACACCUGAGAAAGAUCUGUGCUAUUGGGAUUCCUCCAUGGGGUGUCAUUGAGAAUCAGAGGGAUCUCAUUGGAAAAGAUGUAGUUUGCCUGUACCAAACUCUUGGUAACCCACUCAGCAAGCUGAGUACGCUCAACAGCAUGCAUUCUCAUUUUCUAAUGGCAGAUGAUGGGACAGUGGGCAAGUAUGGGAAUGAAAUGGUGCUCAGGAGGAAUUUGGAGAAGUACAUAUCACUUCAAAAAAUACACACAAGAAUGGGCCAAGGUGUACCCACAGUCGGGCUGGUGUUGGAAGGAGGCCCCAGUGUGAUCCUGAUGGUCUGGGAGUACGUGAGGGCCAGCCCAGCCGUGCCAGUGGUGGUCUAUGAGGGCACUGGCAGAGCUGCAGAUAUCAUGGCAUUUGCCCACAAACACACGGGUGACACAGGGGAUCUGUGCCCUCAGGUGAAGGAGGAGAUCUUAAUCAUGAUUCAGAACAUAUUUAAAAUGGAACAAAAACAGUCCAGUCAUCUAUUUCAUGUUUUGAUGGAAUGCAUGAAACACAGAGAGUCUAUCACCGUAUUUGAUGCAGAGUCAGAAGAUGAGCAGGACAUUGAUUUGGCAAUUCUGACGGCACUCUUGAAAGGUACCAAAAUGUCCGCUUCAGAUCAGCUAGAUUUGGCAUUGGCCUGGAACCAGCUAGAUAUUGCCAAGAAGCACAUUCUUGUUUAUGGACAACACUGGAAGGUUGGUGCCUUGGAGCAGGCAAUGCUGGAUGCUUUAGUCAUGGAUCGUGUGGAUUUUGUUAAACUGUUAAUAGAACAUGGAGUGAACAUGCACCGUUUUCUUACCAUAUCUCGUCUGGAAGAACUCUACAAUACAAAACAAGGACCAUCAAAUCUACUUUUACACCAUCUAGUUCGAGAUGUGAAACAGAAUAGCCUUUCUUUGGAUUACAAGAUAUCACUGAUUGACAUUGGACUAGUGAUAGAGUACCUCCUUGGUGAAGCUUAUCGGAGCAGCUACACAAGGAAGAAUUUCCGAAUUCUCUACAACAAUCUCUACAGAAAACACAAGAGAGUGGUCUCCAGCUUGCCUCAAAGCCUGUCUUGUUCCUUUCAUCAGAAUAAUCAGAUGGAUAGUGGAAUGGGAUCCACUGAAAGUACUUUACAUUCUCAGUUCUUCAGAACUGCACAGCCUUACAAAUACAAGGAAAGAUCCAGCCCUUUCCCAAAGUAUAAGAAGAAAUCAAAAGAGGAUAUAAACUAUGCAGAGAAUUAUGAGUCAGCAGGCUUCAUCUACCCCUAUAAUGACCUCCUGGUUUGGGCAGUAUUAAUGAAAAGACAGAAGAUGGCUAUGUUCUUCUGGCAGCAUGGAGAGGAAGCCAUGGUCAAAGCUGUUGUUGCUUGUAAACUCUACAGGGCAAUGGCACACGAAGCUAAACAGAGCAACAUGGUGGAUGACACUUCAGAAGAACUCAAGAAGUAUUCAAAGGAAUUUGGGCAGCUUGCCUUAGAUGUGCUGGACAAAGCAUUCAAACAAAAUGAGCAGAUGGCCAUGAAGUUGCUGACCUAUGAACUGAAAAACUGGAGCAACUCGACUUGCUUGAAGCUGGCGGUGUCUGUGGGGCUGCGGCCUUUUGUGUCCCACACAUGCACGCAGAUGCUGUUGACCGACAUGUGGAUGGGGCGCCUUAAGAUGCGCAAGAACUCCUGCCUUAAGGUCAUUAUGAGUAUUCUCCUGCCUCCCACCAUCCUGAUGCUGGAGUUUAAAAGCAAGGCAGAAAUGUCUCACGUGCCUCAGUCUCAAGACUUCCACCAGUUAUGGUACCAUGGGGAGCAGAGCCCAAUCAGCUCUAAAGAUACUUUGAAGGGUUAUGAUGUGGAAAAGGCUGUUCAGAAGUCUGACGAAAGCCAAGUAGAUGGUGGACAAAGAAACCUGCCUGGAACCAGAAAAAUCUAUGAGUUCUACAACGCACCAAUUGUCAAGUUCUGGUUUCACACGAUGUCAUACUUGGCAUUCCUCAUGCUCUUUACUUACGUUGUGUUGGUGAAGAUGGAGCCAAGACCAAGUGUGCAAGAGUGGCUUGUUAUCAUUUAUAUUUUCACUACUGCUAUUGAAAAAGUCAGGGAGGUAUUUAUCUCAGAACCUGGAAAAUUCCGCCAAAAGGUGAAGGUGUGGAUUUAUGAAUACUGGAAUUUUACUGAUUCUGUAGCUAUCAUCCUGUUUAUGAUUGGUUUUGGUUUGCGGUGGUCCAACCCCCCUGUUCAAACUGCAGGGAGGCUCCUCUACUGCUUGGAUAUUAUAUUUUGGUAUACUCGGCUCCUUGACCUUUUUGCUGUGAACCAGCAUGCUGGCCCAUACCUGACAAUGAUUGGGAAAAUGACAGGAAACAUGUUCUAUAUUGUGAUCAUGAUGGCCAUAGUCCUGCUGAGUUUUGGGGUGUCACGAAAGGCAAUUCUUUCACCAGAGGAGCCUCCUUCUUGGACACUGGCACGAGAUAUUGUAUUUCAGCCCUACUGGAUGAUGUUUGGUGAAGUCUAUGCUGGAGAAAUAGAUGUUUGUGAAACCAAUGAAGACUGUCCUCCUGGCUCUUUUCUCACACCGUUCCUGCAAGCUGUCUACCUCUUUGUGCAGUACAUCAUCAUGGUCAACUUGCUCAUUGCAUUCUUUAAUAAUGUUUAUUUUGACUUGAAAUCCAUAUCAAACAAGCUCUGGAAGUACAACCGUUACCGCUACAUCAUGACCUACCACGAGAAGCCAUGGCUGCCUCCACCGUUCAUCCUCCUGAGCCACAUUGCGCUUCUGACAAAAUGCAUCUUCCACCACCAGCCCCCAAAUGAGUUGGACCAAGAGGAAGGCGAUGUUGGACUAAAGCUCUACCUGAGUGAUGAGGAGUUAAAGAAACUCCAUGACUUUGAGGAACAGUGUGUAGAAGAAUAUUUCCAUGAAAAAAAUGAAAACCUGAGUUCCAGUGGCAGUGAAAGGAUCCGCUUGACCACAGAAAGAGUGGAAGAGAUGUUUCAACAACUUAAAGAAGUGCACGAGAAGGUGUUUUAUAUCAAGGAGUCUUUACUCUCCCUGGACAGCCAGCUAGGACAUUUGCAAGACCUGUCUGCCCUGACAGUGGAUAUCCUGAAAGUGCUUUCAGCUGUAGACACCUUGAAGGUGGAGGAAGCCUUACUGGCUGACACAAAACACCAAACCUGUAGGAAAUUGCCGCACAGCUGGAGUAAUGCACUUUAUUCCAAGACCUUGAGCAGCCUGGAGGGCUUGUAUGACAGGAAGUACCACUAUUACAGCAUGCCACCCUCCCUCUUACGGAGCUUGGUAAGGACUCAGUCUCCAUCACAGUGCAAACUCUUGAAGUCUCAGAGUAACAAGGUGGUAGAAGACAGCUCUCAAAAGGUAGAAAUAGAAACAGAUACAGUCACCUCAGGAGUAUCCUCUGAGACUAAGUCGACUUCUAGGUAUGGGCAGUUUUUGCUGGUUCCCCCUGACCAUCAGGGAGGGUCUUUUUCUGAGGAUGUCACCUUAAAUUUGCCCUUUUUGAACCCUGCUGCCAAGUGCAAGGAUGAAGUGUUCAGAGAUGACCUGCAAAGUAGCACUGGGGUUCAGCAAAACUUGCCGGGUGUCAGCUUCCUUGGAAAAGAGACAGAAGGUUAUCAAUGGAGCCAGAGAGACUUUGUUAUUCAUUUGCCAUCAGAAAAGACUAAUGCUGCAGAAGGUGCUCAUCAUCUUGAUCUCCAGCUACCGCUGGAUAUUGAAGGAAGUGCAGCAUCCCCCUGUGAUGACAGGGAAGAAACUGAAGGUGGUUAUGUGAACUGGGGAUUCUCUGAAGGUGAUGAAAAAGGAGUUUUCAUCUCAGACUCAAAGAAGAAAACUCUCUACCUACAUUCCUCCUGUGACAACAAUUGCCAGAAUAAUCCCACUAGGCAUGUCCAGUUAAGUGAUUCGAAGUCCUUCUCCUACAACUCUUUCAAGUCACGUCACAGCUGCAGCAUCUCUCAGAACAGGCUGAAGCGAAGCAUCUCCUUCUGGAUCAGCCCUCUCUGCAGGGACUGGAGUUUCUGCCGAAGCAACAGCUUACCAUCCCCUAAAAAAGAGAGAUCAGGGAAAAUCUGCAAGGCUGUAGGCGAAUCUUUAGGAUCCUGUGAGCUACACCACAGUGAGACAACAAAAGCAAAACAGCAAAAUAGAGACAGAAAGUCUGGGAGAGGAAAGAGGAAUCAAAAACCUCUUCAGGUGCCGGUGAUUAGAGUGGAUGAUUGUCCCCAGAACACUCAAGUGAACUCGGAGCCUGCAGAGAUUAAUGUCUGGGAUGAGCAAGAGAAACACAGCAAGAAUUGGCUCACCGUGUCUAAUUUCAGUCAGCUAAGUUUGGAACGUCUCCAUUAUAAGCACCAGAAAAUUAAAAAUCCAGAUGUCAGUAGGCAUACCAUACCAUUCUGUGAUUACCUGAGGCAUUCUCAAGAGGAUUUCGGUAAUAACGUAUUUGGAAACACCAAGAAAAGUAAUCUGAGCAGGAAUUCCUUAUUGAGAACUCCAGAGGAAACUGACAAUAUCUUCUCCUGCUUGAAAACAUCUCAGGAUUUGCAUCUUCACUACUCAGCUGUUGAAAGAAACAACUUAAUGAGACUUGCUCAGACCAUACCAUUUACACCAGUCCAGCUCUUUGCUGGAGAGGAAGUGACGGUGUAUCAGCUAGAGGAAAGUUCACCCAUGAAUCUUGAUAAAAGCAUUUCUUCCUGGUCCCAGUGUGGAACAACUGCAAUGAUCCAAGUCCUGUCACGGGAGGAGAUGGAUGGGGGUCUGCGGAGGGCCAUGAAGGUCAUUUGCACUUGGUCUGAGAGUGAUGUAUUAAAGUUGGGACAAGUGUUCAUUGUGAAGUCUUUCCUGCCAGAGGUAGUUCAAACUUGGCAAAAGAUCUUCCACCACGGCACAGUAUUACAUCUCUGUCUGAGGGAAAUUCAACAACAAAGGGUUGCCCAGAAGUUAAUCUACACCUUCAACCAAGUGAAGCCUCCUACUAUUCCCUAUACUCCAAGAUUCCUGGAAGUUUUCCUCAUCUACUGCCAUUCAGCAAAGCAGUGGUUGACCAUCGAGAAGUACAUGACUGGUGAAUUUCGGAAAUACAAUAACAACAACGGAGAUGAGAUUACUCCCAUGAGCUUGCUGGAGGAGCUUAUGCUGGCCUUCUCUCACUGGACCUACGUCUACACCCGUGGGGAGCUCCUUGUCCUGGAUUUGCAAGGUGUUGGGGAAAAUCUUACAGAUCCAUCUGUGAUUAAACCUGAAGACAAAAAGUCUGGAAAGAUGGUAUUUGGACCAGCAAACCUAGGAGAAGAUGCAAUAAGAAACUUCAUUGCAAAACAUCGCUGUAAUUCUUGCUGCAGAAAGUUGAAACUUCCUGAUUUGAGAAGUGACUACACACUGGAAACUGCUGGUCUGGCCUUCGGAAUAGAAAUGGGAACAAACACCAAAGAAGCUGAUGGUGCAGAUGGGCCUUCUGAGUACGACACACACUUGUAAAGCCGAGAGCCCCUGGGUUUGCAUGUUUCAAAACCUGUCCCUUUUCAUUACCAAGGGUUUGUCCAAAAUCACACAAUACAGAUGACUGAGUGCAACAUCUGUCUGCCCUGACUAGACCCUAUGGACAAGGAAUUAAAAAAAAAUAGCUUUAUUUACUCCCCUUCCAUGCUCUUGUGCUGGCCCUUUUUUUACAAAUUAAUGAAUUUCCAGGAGCAGGUCAUCCCUUGCCUGUGUGAACUGUCCCAUCAGUGCCUUUUUCUAAUAAUGUGGAUCAUGGUUCCACAUUUCACUUUCUUAGGAAAAUGACUGUGACAAGUUUAUUUCCAAGUGGUAGUAAUUUUUGUUUCUCUUUCAUUCAAAUAAAUGAAUGUAUACACAUACAAACCAUUCAUGUUCAGUCAGAGCCCACUCAGCCCCAUGCUCACUUUUCUUCAGCAUAUGAGCAGGAAGCUGCAGAAUUACUACUUUCUUUUUAUUAUUGAUUCUGAUGCAGAGACAAACCAAGAAUACAUGAGUAAUGAAUUCUUGGUUUAAACAGCAGUCAUGACAGUCUGAAAAAAUUUGUAGUAAUUUUGUCUUCAACUCUUUUCACAUACCAAGAAAAAGUUGCACAAUAAAGCAGCAGAUUAUUAGACCCACAACCAUCGAUUUUUCUCAUUUUGAGGUAAUGAAUAUUCUGUGGUCUUUAAUAAAAACAUGUUGAAUGUCAUUUGACUUUUAGGACUUGCCUGUCUCUAUAAUAUUUUAUCUUCCAAAUGUUUUAAAGUUACAACUGGAAGAAAGACUUUAGACAUCACAAAGAAUAGUAUGUUCAAUUUGGCAUUUAACUUGUUGUUAAUGUCAGGCUGAGUGUAGGACUGUUGCCUAACAGUGCUGCAAUUAUAUUAGGCAGAAUCCACAUUGGUUUCUGUUCAUGUCCUCUGAUCACAGCUGAAGUUCAGAAGUAAGAAGAAUCAAUUUGCAUAAUAUGAUUUUUGUAAAGAGUGAAAAGAAGUUUUCAGCAGAAGUAUUUCUAACACAACUGGUGUUCAAAUACUGGUCACACCAUUAAAGCCACUUUGUGCUUCUGUAUUGAGUAAAAACCCCAAAUGUUCAAAUGUCAGUCAUUAGAAAACUUUACACUUGAAUUAAAAAAAAAAAAUUUCCACUACGGCUGACAGUAAAUUUUAAGGUGUAAGGGUUUCUUUAAUUAUGAUCUGUGAUUUAUUUGGUAUAUUUAGUAAGUGUUUACAUAUGUAUAGGAUUUGGAAGUUACAUAUUCCCAGUUUUUAUAUUGAUUAUGAUAUUGGUGUUGAAGUAAUCAGCAUUGUAAGCAGGCAUAGAAGUAAUGAUCUCCAUAAUGAUUAGCUGAGAUGCCUUCAGUUGCUGAGAGCAUUCAGAAGAGGUUCCUAUUGAAUUUUUUUUCUUUCUGACAUAAUUCUAUAGAACCCCCACCAUAUAUUUCCCCAUCAGAUUUUACUUCUCAUUUUGCAAAAUACAGAUUUCCCUUUGGCUGUUUUAUUUGAAAGCAAGUCAAUAUACCAGCAAACUUAGCUUCUCUGUGAAGGAAGUAGUUUGAUUGCAUCUCUGCAGACUGAGGGUGAAUUUUGAUCCAUAGGCCUGUAAAGUGGUAAUUCUGCUUCUUGUGAUUAUUUUAAAAUCUGUCUUUAGGGAGAUAUCUGCUUAUAUGAAUACAUAUAUACUUUAAAGAAAGAUCUUUCUCUCAAGGAUCUCUAACUAUUUGCAUGCCUUUAAAUUCAGUUAAGUUAAAUGACACAUAAAUACGUCUUUAAAGUCAAAGACAAUGUAACUCCUGCCCUGAUAGUGUUGUUUUCCUCAAGUGUUGCCAUAAAUUCAGAACACAUAUAUAUUAUGCAUAAAAAAUAAACUCUAGAUCAGGCUGGGCCUUAGCACCUUUCAUUUCCUUACAAGUUUUGAAGGUAUGUACAAAUCAUUUUUCAUAUGAUCGGCAAUGCUCAUAUUGCUUGCAAGAGUGGGUAGCUCCUGCAUUCACAGCAGAAAUUCUUGUGAUGUAGGGAACUCUUGUGAGAAUUCUUAUGAUGUAGAGCUAGGUCAAGGUAGAAUAAUCUUAUUCCUUGUUGUCAGUAUCUGUCAAGGUAAAUACUACAAUACAGUAUGAAACUGGGGAUCCUUGCAAGAUACUAAUCUGUGUUAAAAUGUAGUUUAUUUAGUUUUGUAGCUAUUUAAUGUUGCUCAGCAUGAAAUAUAAAGUGGAUGAAACAAGAAAAACAGGCAUUUCAAAUCUUUCCACUGUAUGUUUUUAUUUUUGCACUAAUUUUUCAUGUGUGGAGACACUAAGAGGAAGAAUUCUAGUAAUUCUGCUGGCUGAUAAAUUAUGCCUCACCUUUCUUUUUGCAUUUUUUGGGGAGUGCUGAUUCACAUUUCACUAAACUGUAAAUUUAAGUAUUUGAUUAAAGACCUUUCUCCCCUCCCUUUUCAUAGUUCAGUAAUAAAUUAUAUUGAAAAUAAUUUAAAAAAAAUAUUUCUUAUGAGCUCUUGGCGUAUUUCUUAUUACAAAUUGUGUACAUUCUUUAAAUUUUCUUUUGAUUUCUAAAUACUGACCUUGGAUUGAGGCACAUGCCUAUUGAAUACAUGAAAAAAAACAACCCCAACAUCCAUUAAUGGAGACAGCAGUAAGCCCCACUCACACUAAAAUUUGGGUUCAUAUGAAGUGAAAGGUGUGGUAGUCAGGUUCUUUCUCCAAUUGCUUGACAACCAGAGUGGAAGAGGAAAUCAUGUGUGUCAAACCAAACCAUAGGGGUUUCUGAUUAUUAGCUUCAAUAUUUGUUUAUGCUGAAAAGCACAUCCAAAGAUUUCUUCUAUAAUUCUAGUGGGUUCAGGGAGAAAAAAAAAAAAAAAAGCCCUAUUUACUUUGUUCAAAUAAGUCAGGCAGUAAAGUUUUGAAAGAACAAAACAAAACAAAAAAUGCACCAGAGUAUUUAUAAGCUCACUUUUUAAUAUAAGCUUAAAAGAAGCUUACUUAGGAAUUCAUUUGGGAUUAUCCACAGCAAAUUUUUUUUUUUUGCAUCUGCUGCAUUGGAGAUGUAGCUUGAACAUAUGAAAAAUAUUCAGAAAUUGAAAUCCUCAUACUUAGGAAAGCUUUUUUUUUUUUUUUUUCUCUCUUUUAUUCGGAGUUGUGGUGUAUUUGGGGUUAUUAAUUUGUUAGUGCAAUAAAAUCAAAAGGGAUAUCACACAUGUAUUUUCUAGAAAUGCAUUUGUAUCUGUUGUAGUUCUGUCAGUCUAUUUCAUAUUAUUUCUAAAGACUAAAAGAACACUUUCACAAUGUUUCUGUUCUUGACAGAUGUAAAAUGAAAUAACGUUUCUGAGCACUAAGGGAAACAGGUGACAGUAACAUACAGAGAAUAAUGCAGUUAUUUUUGUUUUUAAUCUCAAAGUAAUAAACAUCUAUUCUAUAUUUA
This is a messenger RNA of Prinia subflava (tawny-flanked prinia), 9617 nucleotides long. RefSeq names its product transient receptor potential cation channel subfamily M member 6 (gene TRPM6). The record is from RefSeq and is a predicted model, not a curated record. Gene Ontology annotation, cellular component: apical plasma membrane; plasma membrane. The coding region runs from base 1 to 6198 and encodes 2065 amino acids. Gene Ontology annotation, molecular function: ATP binding; protein serine/threonine kinase activity; monoatomic cation channel activity. Gene Ontology annotation, biological process: metal ion transport; monoatomic cation transmembrane transport; protein tetramerization. Lineage: Eukaryota; Metazoa; Chordata; Aves; Passeriformes; Cisticolidae. The transcript is spliced from 39 exons.